ACCUAACCUUACCUAAAAGACACUGCAAGGAGUUAAGUGGGCAAACAAUAAGCGAGCAUAAUCCUACCACAUUUGGACACCAGCACUCUACUGUAACAGACAAGUGACAAGGCAUCUGAGUGAUUAGCUAACAGACUGAUUGACACUCUGACCAGCCGGGGUUUAAGAUAAAUGGCUGACAAGCAGAUCAGUUUGCCUGCCAAAUUAAUCAAUGGGGGGAUUGCCGGCAUUAUUGGUGUGACCUGUGUGUUUCCCAUUGACCUAGCCAAGACUCGCUUGCAAAACCAGCAAAAUGGAUCUCGCCUUUACACCAGCAUGUCAGAUUGCCUUAUUAAGACCAUCCGGUCAGACGGAUAUUUUGGGAUGUACCGAGGAGCAGCGGUGAAUUUAACACUAGUCACGCCAGAGAAAGCUAUCAAAUUAGCUGCCAAUGACUUCUUCAGACAUCACCUCUCCAAGGAUGGGAAACUCUCUCUGUUCAAAGAGAUGCUGGCUGGGUGUGGGGCAGGUACAUGCCAGGUUAUUGUCACAACUCCUAUGGAGAUGUUGAAAAUCCAGCUCCAAGAUGCUGGUCGUCUAGCUGCUCAGAGAAAGUUGAUGCCACAGACUGUGGCAGCAGGUACUGUGGAGACCAAAUCCCCUACAGCCAUGCAACUCACUCAACAGCUACUGAGGGAAAAGGGCAUUGCUGGAUUAUAUAAAGGCCUAGGCGCCACUUUGCUCAGGGAUGUUCCUUUUUCCAUAAUCUACUUUCCCCUUUUUGCCAACUUGAAUAACCUGGGUAAAAAAGAUUCAGACGGACCUGCUCCUUUCUAUGUGUCAUUCAUAUCAGGCUGCAUUGCGGGGAGCACAGCAGCUGUUGCUGUCAACCCCGUGGAUGUGAUAAAGACAAGACUUCAGUCUCUGACUCGUGGCACUUCAGAGGACACAUACAGCGGCGUUACUGACUGCAUCAGUAAAAUCUUGCGUAAAGAGGGUCCAUCUGCCUUCCUGAAAGGAGCCUACUGUCGAGCCUUAGUCAUCGCGCCUCUCUUCGGCAUCGCCCAGGUGGUGUACUUCCUGGGUGUUGGUGAACUUCUCCUCAGCUUCUUGCCUAAAAAACACAACUAAGAAGCAUCUCUUCUUUGCCUUUCCCUCCCAUUAUGUAUAACAUGAACUGUGUUAGACUUCAUCUCAUUUUGAAAAAGGUUUUAAACCAUAUUUAGGACAAAGCAUUACUGACCAGUACGGUUUUGCUUGAAUGUUUAUGUUGUAUGUGAGACUUUAUCGUAGUGUUGGAAGGAGCCUUUGUUUGCCAAGCUGCUUAAGGUGGUGCACAACAUUCCAGUAGGCAGGCCCAGCUACGUAGCGCUCUGGAAAUGAAGCCACAAAAAUAUCAGUUUAAAUGUAAAAGUAAUAUUGUUUUGUGAUUGCAACAUGUUGUAAGAUUUUUAAAACUGUUCACUUUAAAGUAGAUAUACUACCUUUAGUUUCAGAAAGCUCUAUAAUUCAGAAUUUUGCAGGUAGCGUUAGAUGCAAAAUUAUAGACAAAAAAGACUUGAGGGGUCAAUUUAGAUUUAGAAAAUCUAGCUAAAUUAAAUGCACAUACUGUACAUAUGGAGAUAUUUGAGUUCACCUGUAAUGGCUAUUGAAACUCUACAACCUUUGGACUUUUACAUAUUUUUAGGUUUUUAUGAUAAAUUUAAAAAUCUAUCAGGCUUCGUUAUUUACAGUUUAUUAAAAUUGUGGUCUUUAAUCUCAAGGUGAAAACAAAUUUCCCUACAUGAUCUAAAUUGCAUAGAAAUAUGAAACACAAAACAAGGAAAAAAAAAAUUCCUUUUCUGUUCCACUCUGCUAUGAUGCUGUGCUUAAAGAUGCUCGGUGCAGGGUCAAUCCAGUCACAGCCACUGAAACGUAUAACCCAUAACUCCCUCAGAGUUAUCAGGUAUGUCUUGGUGGCUUCCCUUAUUUGUCUCUUUCAUACACAUUCUGUUUUUGAAGACACAUAGAUAUAUUUAACAAAAGUACUAUACUGUUUCUAUUUCUUAAUGAGCCAUUUAACUAAACUCGUAAGUGUUCUUAUAUCAAACCCCUGAUCUAAGUCCAACAUUCACAACCACCUGUUCAUUUGUGUAUAAAUAACCUGAAGCAACUUAUUGAAGUUUUCAUAAGGUUAGAAUGACCCCUUCAUAUCUACAUAGAAGUGGACCCCCUCUUGGAGGCCGCCAUGUUAUGUUGAUUCAGUAGCCCAAAAGGAAGAUAGUUACUCAAUUUUCACAUUUUGCAGUGUGGCAGGAAGACUGAAGAAAAAGCAGAAUCAAUAUUUGCUCCCCUAUACACUGUCUAGUGUUUGCUAGUGCAAGCUAACAGGUUUAAAACCUUCAUUUUUGUCAAAUGGAGAAUCAUACAUAUUGCUUAUCAAA
Messenger RNA from Thalassophryne amazonica, 2402 nucleotides. RefSeq names its product solute carrier family 25 member 22a (gene slc25a22a). NCBI's taxonomy places the organism in Eukaryota, Metazoa, Chordata, Actinopteri, Batrachoidiformes, Batrachoididae. The record is from RefSeq and is a predicted model, not a curated record. The transcript has 10 exons. Gene Ontology annotation, molecular function: L-glutamate transmembrane transporter activity; L-aspartate transmembrane transporter activity. Gene Ontology annotation, biological process: aspartate transmembrane transport; L-glutamate transmembrane transport; malate-aspartate shuttle. Bases 172 to 1110 code for a protein of 312 amino acids.